GAAGAAAUCCUCAACACGCCGCUGCUGACGGUUCGUGAGGGGUCUGUGGAGGAUCUGCUGUUGACGGAGGCAGAGACCGACCAUCCCGGGAAGUGCCGAGUCGCAGGAGUCGUUCUGGGGGACGGGAGCAGAGUAAGUGCUGGGAGCGUCGUCCUGACCACCGGGACAUUUUUGAGGGGAAUGGUCGUCAUGGGCCUGGACACGCACCCGGCCGGGCGGCUCGGAGACCAGCCGGCCAUUGGGCUGGCGCGGACCUUGGAGAACCUGGGAUUUGCUGUGGGUCGCCUGAAGACCGGGACGCCGCCGAGACUUGCCAAGGAUACGAUCGACUUCAGCCGCCUGGCGGAGCGCGCGGCCGACAACCCUCCCGUGCCCUUCAGCUUCCUCAGCGAGGCCGUGUGGAUCAAGCCAGAAGAUCAGCUCCCCUGUUACCUGACCCACACCAGCCCCAAGGCUCAGCAGAUUAUCCUGGAUAACCUCCACGUGAACGACCAUGUGAAGGAGACAACAAAGGGGCCCCGAUAUUGUCCCUCUCUUGAAUCUAAGGUUCUGCGCUUCCCAAACCGCCAGCACCAGGUGUGGCUGGAGCCUGAAGGCCUGGACUCCAAUGUCAUUUACCCGCAGGGCAUGUCAAUGACACUGCCACCUGAGCUCCAGGAGCAGGUGAUCAGAUCCACUCCGGGCUUGGAGAAAGCCGAGAUGUUACAGCCAGGCUAUGGGGUACAAUAUGAUUUCCUGGACCCGCGGCAGCUGACAGCUUCUCUCGAGUCCCGCCUUGUUCAGCGGCUCUUCUUUGCAGGACAGAUAAAUGGCACUACAGGCUAUGAAGAAGCUGCAGCUCAGGGCGUCAUCGCCGGCAUCAACGCUUGCCUCCGGGUUCGCGGCCGGCCCCCGUUCGUGGUGAGCCGCACCGAGGGCUACGUGGGCGUCCUCAUCGACGACCUCACCACGCUGGGCACGCGCGAGCCCUACCGCAUGUUCACCAGCCGCGUGGAGUUCCGCAUGUCCCUGCGGCCCGACAACGCCGACGCCAGGCUCACUGUGAGAGGUUUUAAGGAGGCUGGAUUUGUGUCUCAGGAGCGCUAUGAUCGAUCGGUUAAGAUGAGGGCUGCUUUAGAGGAUGGAAUUGCAAUGCUGAAGUCCCUUCAGUUCAGUAUAUCCAAGUGGUCCCAGUUAAUACCAGAAGUUUCCAUUAGCAGCAGUCGAAAGUCACCUCUCAGUGCCUUUGACGUCCUUCGGUAUCCAGAGGUCAACAUGGAGAUUCUAGCAAGGGCUCUCCCAGAACCCCUGGGAAAGGUUGUUGAGUGGAGAGAACUGGCAGAGAGGUUGAAAAUAGAAGCGGCUUAUGAGUGGUGUGUAGCCAACCAGCAGCAGGAAAUAGAGGAAGUGCGGCGAGAUGAAGCCCUCCGACUGCCAGAGGGCCUGGAUUAUUUUGCCAUUGAUGCAUCUCUGUCAGCAGAAGUGCGGGAGAAACUCGACCUCAAUCGUCCCCAGACGAUUGGUGCAGUCAGCCGCAUCCCUGGAAUUACACCAGCUGCUAUUCUUAACCUGCUUAGAUUUGUGAAGACCAAUCACCAGCGUACAAAGAGAGUAGAAGUUUUGCCCCCGGCUGACAGGAAAGCCACUUCCCAAAUGCAGAUUCCAGCAGAGCUUUCUGAAGAAGAGCCAGAGAGUACCCUUGUUAAAGCACCGUUGUAG
Tinamus guttatus (white-throated tinamou) is the source of this 1698-nucleotide messenger RNA. The record is from RefSeq and is a predicted model, not a curated record. Lineage: Eukaryota; Metazoa; Chordata; Aves; Tinamiformes; Tinamidae.